UAAAUGCAUGUAUGUAUGUAUAAUCAAUUUCUACUUGUACUUCCAGCGUGUAGAUGUCCUCUUGGAUUCAUUGGAACAGAUUGUGAGAAACAGUGUCCUUAUCCUGGCUAUGGAGAACAUUGCCAAAUGACGUGCAAUUGUGAGGAACAGUAUUGUAAUCAUACAACAGGGUGUCAAGCUGGAUCGCCAACACUACCACCAAUUGUUCGAAGUACAACUUCUUCACAUAUUAUGUCUUCAAUCAAUCCAACCACUAAAGAAUGUUCACCAGGAUACACAGGGAACAACUGUGAUAUUCCAUGUCGAUAUCCGAGUUAUGGAGUCAGUUGUCAACUGGAAUGUAAUUGUACGGAAGGGAAUUGCCAUUUCCAAACUGGAUGCAUUGAUCACACGACUGCUGAGGAUGAAGAGAAACCAUCAUGUAAUGAUACACAAAGUGGAAGAACCAUGAGAAGGGAGUCACUUGAGUAUGGUGUUGCUGUUCUUGGUCCCGUGGCUGUAAUCCAGUUCUCAGCGUAUUUCUGUUUACGUUAUUUAUACAGACCUGCUGUAUAUGAAAUCAACCACCUGUGAUAAUGUAUUUUCUAACUUCAUCACCACACUGCAAUGUUGCUUAGCAGUGUGAUCUAUUUGUGCUGCGUUUCUUCGUUUGAUAUGUUACGUAUGUGUUAUUUUAAUCUAGACAUGUUGGCAAUAUACACAAUCAAACUCUUUUAAGAGACAGUUACUGUUCGAGGUCGUAACUGUAAAGCAUAAAUCAGCAUCGAUUUGAAGACAUUUCUUUUUAGAAUCCCCCAAAUUGUCACGAUACCGUUAAACGCUUACCUAAGAUCAGUAAUGGGCUGUCAUUACACGUUGUUGAAGGGGAUUUUAUUUCUCCUAAAGCCAAUAUGAAUAUACCCGUAAUUGGAGAAAUCAAUGCAUUUUGAUUUAACUAAAAUUCCCUCACCAAAUAUGUGUUUCAUGACCCGCCAAAAUAAGAUCGAAUAUCCCAAUCUUCUAAUCAACGAACAAAGCAUGAUAUUCUACAAUUAUAGCAGUUUUAUUAUAACAAUGCUAAAUUUCCCAGAACAUUUUGACAUAAUUAGAAGAAACUUUGAGGGACAGUUCCAUGGCACAUACAGUAUGCUUAAAAUUCAAAUCAGCAGACACAAAAAGAAACUUUGUUUCAUAGAAUUUGUUGUCACUUUAACAUACCUCUGUAAACAUAUCACAAUUAUAUUGUUAUAUGCAUUUAGUUUGUCAAUAUAACCUAUCAGGUGAUAUCUGACAUGUUUCAUACCGAUCAAUAGGCCGUUCUUGACACACUGGCUGGUUUUAACUACGGAAAACUU
Molecule: messenger RNA, 1334 nt
Organism: Ostrea edulis (European flat oyster)
Lineage: Eukaryota; Metazoa; Mollusca; Bivalvia; Ostreida; Ostreidae
Product: cell death abnormality protein 1-like
Exons: 4
Coding region: 4-573 (189 amino acids)
Molecular function (GO): scavenger receptor activity
Source: RefSeq, a predicted model, not a curated record